This is a messenger RNA of Sporisorium graminicola, 1338 nucleotides long. RefSeq lists its product as uncharacterized. The coding region runs from base 1 to 1338 and encodes 445 amino acids. The record is from RefSeq and is a predicted model, not a curated record. The transcript has a single exon. Gene Ontology annotation, cellular component: cytoplasm. Gene Ontology annotation, biological process: response to oxidative stress. NCBI's taxonomy places the organism in Eukaryota, Fungi, Basidiomycota, Ustilaginomycetes, Ustilaginales, Ustilaginaceae.
AUGUCUGGCUGGGGUUCGUGGCUCAAGAGCGACUCUGGCGCUGGUGCGGCCGGUGGCGCACCGCCGUCUGCUUCGGGAAGCAACUUCCACGCGAUCACCGACACAGUCUCUCAAGACUCGCUCUUCGGCCCGCUCGAGGCGUCGGAUCUGGAAUGGACCUGCGCGGGCGGGUUUACGACCGAGACGCAGACGUGGUACUCCGUGCUCGAGGAUGGAUCGUUUGCCACGUCGCAGAUCAUCCACUCUGCCGUGGGGCUGUGGUAUCCGCAGGUGCAGAUGACGUUCAAGUACUUCAACCCGGCCACGGGCAAGAAGAUCUGGAAGUCGGUCAACGUGACCAAGUUUACGCCACAGAACGACAAGCGUUCGAGCAAGGCGGCCGAGUUCAGCGUCAACUUCUCCACAACCGAUGCGGGCGAUGACAAGUACACCAUCACCGCCAACCUCGAUGCGGAUCUGCAGGUCUCCUGGGCCUUUACCCGCCCCGCCAGCGUGCAGGGCUGGAAGCUCGGUGCCGGUCCCAAAGGUGGCUUCAGCUACUUCGGCUCCAACCUCGGCAGCCCCGAGGGCUACGUCAUCCACCGCUUCUGGCCCGUGGCCGAGAGCGAGGGCCACAUCAUCUCCAAGGGCGCCGCGAUCGACGCUAAGGGUAGGGGCAUGUUCGUGCACGCUAUCCAGGGCAUGCGUCCCAACCUGGUCGCUGCUAAGUGGAACUUUGCCAACUUCCAGGCGCAGGACGCUAAGCUCGGACGCGUUAGCGGUGUCAUGAUGGAGUUCACCACCACUCCGGACUACGGCAGCGCCACCGAGGCGCAGCAGCGUCAGUCGCUCACGGUCAACAUUGGCAGCAUCGUCGCGGAUGGCAAGCUGGUUUCGGUCACCGCUGCUACCAGGACAGCUGGUGCCGCCGACUCGGAACCUAGCCGUAACAGUAACUCGUACGUCAAGCACCUCGACAAGACGCUCGACCAGGAUACAGGCUACCAAGCUCCGCAGGCGAUCGAGUACCACUGGCAGGGUCCCCUGCUGAACCAAGCGACGGGCAAAGGCGAAGCAGCGCACCAGGUGGAUGCCAAGCUCAAGGUGGAUCUUGGCCCACCAUUCCCUUCGAGCGAGACGCAUGGGCUGGUGGACAAGGUGGACGUGCUGGCCGAGAUUCCGUACAUGGUGAGGAAGCUGGUCAAUGUCGUGGCGGGUACCAAGCCGUAUAUCUACCAGACGCUGAACGAGGCCGAGCUGGUGGUGUCGCUGCCAGAGCAGUGGGCUGGCGAGGGGAAGGGCGAGGAGACCAAGGUCAAGGGUACGCUUUUUGAGGAGCAUACGUUUAUCAGUGGUUAA